Messenger RNA from Plasmodium falciparum 3D7, 3084 nucleotides. It is a transcript of the gene PPM4, whose product is annotated as PP2C family serine/threonine-protein phosphatase. The record is from RefSeq and is a predicted model, not a curated record. Lineage: Eukaryota; Apicomplexa; Aconoidasida; Haemosporida; Plasmodiidae. Gene Ontology annotation, molecular function: protein serine/threonine phosphatase activity; metal ion binding.
AUGUACUAUGACCGUAGUCCUUUUAAAAUAACUAUGUCAAGUGAUAAAGUUGAACUCGAUAUUGUAAAUAAUAAAAGUAAUAAAGAUAAUAUAAAUAUUCCACAUGAAAUAAGUAAUAGUAAUUCUUCAUCAUAUAAUAAUGAAAAGAAGAAUUUAUUUAAUAAAGAUAUAGAUGAUAAAAUAUCUUCUGGUGACGCAGACAAAUAUUCCAAAAUGGAUGAUGAUAAGGAUGUGAAUGAUUCAAUACAUGAAGCAAAUGAUGAUAAUAAUAAAAUGAAUAAUUAUAUUAACGAACAUAAUAAUAAUAAUAACAAUAAUAAUAAUAUGGAGGUAUGUAUAAAUGAGGACAUACAAAAUAUACCAAGUAAUAUUUUAGAGAAUGAUACCAAAACAGAAAAUGAUGAAAAUAUGCUGAAUAAUAAUACAAUAGAACAUAGCGAAGAAAAAGAUAGUGAUAAUAAUGAUAAACCUUUUAUAAAUAAUAAAAGAGCUUUAAUUUGCUCACAUGAUGAUACAAUCAUAAAAAAUGAAAAUACCAAAAAGUAUAAAGUAGAAGAAAGUCAAGAAUGUGAUAGAAAUGGUUUUAUAAGUAAAGUAGAACAAGAUAAUAUAAAAACCGAAAAAAAAAUAAAACAAGAAUUUAAUAAUAAUAUUAAAUAUGAUAACUUUGAAUUGUACUGUAAGAAUUAUGAUAAUAUAUUUGAAGAUCUUAAUAAUGGUACUAAUUUAAAUACAACAAAUAAUAACACACAUACAUUAUAUAAUAAUUAUUGUUAUGUAAAAAACGAACCAUCCGUAGAUAAUUGUAAUAUAAAAAAUGAUAAAGAUAUAUUAAACGAUUCACAAUGUAAUAAUAAAAAUGAAUAUAAUAAUGAUGAUGAUGAUAAUAAUAAUGAUGAUGAUGAUAAUAAUAAUGAUGAUGAUAAUAAUAAUAAUGAUGAUAAUAAUAAUGAUGAUAAUAAUAAUGAUGAUGAUAAUAAUAAUAAUAAUAAUAAUAAUAAUAACAACUCUUUUUCUAAUAACUCAUUUUAUAAUAACCCUUUUUAUAAUAAUGAUGACCAAUGUGAAAAUGAAACCAAAUGUAAGUCAUAUACCCACUCAACCAAUAUAAAUAUAAGGAAUACAUCAAACGUAUCCGAAGUUGUAAAAGAAAGUGAAGAAAAAAAUGAGCUACAAGAUGAUUACAAUAAUGAAAAAAAGAAUGAAUUAUUUGAAGAACAUAGUUUUGUAUAUCCAUCUAUUUAUGAUAUAUAUCCUGAUGAAUGGUUUAGAGCAAAUAAAUAUGAUGAUUGGCUAGUACAUAAAUUAUGUAAAUGGUUAUAUAAUAUUAACGACAAGCUUUAUUUUAAUAUUGAUAAGCAAGAAAUAUAUCAUGUAGUACAAAACGAAUUUGUAAGAAUAGAAGAUUCAAAACAAUUAUAUAUAAAUGAAAAUUGCAAUACAGAAGGAUAUAAUUCAAGAAGGAAUUUACAAAAUAAAAAUACAAGAAUGAUAGGAGAGAAUCACCAUAAUUUUCUUAAUAAUAAUAAUGAUGAUGAUACGGAUUGUGAUAUGAAUUAUGAAAUGAAUGAAGAUACGUUAUAUUGCAGUACAAAUAAUAAUAAUAAUAUCAACAAUAAUAAUAAUAAUAAUAAUAAUUAUCAUGGUUUUGAUAAUGAUAAAUAUAAUAAUACUCAUGUAUAUAAUAGACGUGAUAAGUUUGGUAGUCAUGAUAAUAUGAUCAAAAGGAAUAUUUCACAAGGUGAUCAUCGGAAUGGUAAAAGUAAUAUUAGAAUAGAUUGUAAAAACAACGAUGAUGAUGAUGUUGAUAAUGAUGAUGUUGACGAUGUUGAUAAUGAUGACGAUGUUGAUAAUGAUGACGAUGUUGAUGAUGAUGAUAUUGACGAUGAUGAUGAUAAUAAUAAGUAUAAUAGUAAUAAUGUGAUACAUACGAUAGAUAGAGCUAGAAAAGGACCUAAUUCAAAAACGUUAAAUAAAAAACAAUCGAACGAAGAAUCCUUUGAAGAAUUUAGCAUGGUAUUAGAAGAUGACUUAGUAGGAGGUACAUUCAGCAAAGUUGGUGAACAUAAUAAAAGAGAGAAUGAAGAUUUUUAUAUAACAAAAGAUAUAUUAGAUUUAAAUAAUGUUUCUGAAAGUCAAGGUUUAUGUUUUUAUAGUGGUAUUUUUGAUGGACAUGGAGGUUCAAAUUGUGCUCGCUAUGUAAUGAAUCAUUUAAAAACAAAUGUGAUAGCAAAAUUUAGACAGUCCUUUUUAAUAACAUGUAAAAAGAAAUUUAAAGAGAAAGGAUCCAAAUUAAAUGAACUAAGCGUUGAAUUAAGAGCAUUAUAUGAUAGUUGUAUAAAAGGUUUUGAUAUGACCGAUAAAAAUUAUAUUGAAUUAUCAAAAAAAUAUAAUUAUAAAGAUGGUUCUACAGCAUGUAUUGUCUUAAUAUAUGGUCCAGAUGAUGAUGGAUCCUUAAAAGUUUUAUGUGCAAAUUGUGGUGAUUCAGGUGCAUUUAUAUGUCAUAAUAAGAAGCCUAUCAAAUUAUCUUUAAGACAUAAACCUGAUUUACAGGAGGAGAGAAUAAGGAUAUUAAAAUGUGGUGGUAUUAUAGCAAACAUUAAUGGUAUCAAUAGAAUAAUAACAAAACAUAAAGAUAGAAAUAAUUUAAAUGAAAAUAAUAAUAAUAAAAGUAAAGAAAAGACUUUUCUUGCUUUAUCUACAUCACGAUCCUUUGGUGAUAUAUCAUAUAAAAUACCUAGGAAAAUCGUACAGUGUAAACCUUUUAUAAGUGUAUAUACUAUUGAUUUUGAUUUAGAUUCUUUUCUUGUCCUAGCAACAGAUGGAAUAUUAAAUGUGUUAAGCGAUGAAGAAAUUAUAGAUAUCAUAUGGAAAAAUAUACAUAGGAAACCUGAACAAGCAGCUGAAGAGGUAGUCAACGAAGCAACACGAAGAGGUUCAACAGAUGAUAAAACGUGUACUGUUAUUUUUUUUUAUUGGAGAAAAGACAUUUUUAAUAUACAACCUCAAGAUGUGAAUGUUACUGAAAUUAAUAAUGAGGAAGACAAAGGAGAGGAUAUUAAUAUGUUUUCGUCAGUUUUUUGA